Strongylus vulgaris is the source of this 675-nucleotide messenger RNA. Lineage: Eukaryota; Metazoa; Nematoda; Chromadorea; Rhabditida; Strongylidae. The record is from the annotation of a GenBank genome assembly.
AUGCGCGGUUCCUAUUCCAUCGCACGUGAAGCAUUUGCUAUUCAGGAUGGCCGUGUGGCGCCACUGAUAGAGCAGCGGGCGCGUCUACUACGACAAGAUCGUAUUCGUCGGAAUCUCAGUCGAAAACUAGAGGCGCGGCCCGGUCCAUUGGAGUUGGUGACAAGAAAGAUUCUACAAGCUGACGCUGAUCUCGAGCAAGCUAUCGAAGAAGGCCGUGUUCUAUUUCAACCAACAAGCGAAUACGUUGAAGAAGAAGAGAGCGAAAUGCCAAGUCCAUUGUCGACAGACAUGGAAAUCGUUUCUCAAGCAGCGAUUCGUACACAGAAUAAGCCCGUUAAUGUCCUCUCAAACAAAGGGAUUAUCCGGAAGAAGUCAACGCCUUACAAACAAUGUGAUCCGUUACCUUUACGAGCGAAAACUAAAGCUCCAGACAGCAAAGAGGACGACGAAGUGACAGUGAUAGGAGAAGUCCGGUCUCCUGCAGAGCAAACCCCCAGAAAUUCCGAGCAGAACAACUAUGAGUUGUUAUUACAACAGCAGAAAUUAUUCCUGCAGUGGCAGCAUAAUGAUGAAAAUCCAUCUCAUACACAAGAUACUCAAAUGCAAAUGUAUGACAUGCAAACAGCAAGUCCUGCUACGACCUCUCCUAACAAUCAGGUCUGUUCGGCUUGUUAA